UUUAAUUUAGGCUCUGAAUGAAUCAGUCGUGCGAAAGAUCCGAGACAUUAUUCAUUAAUUCAAAUCUAUCAAUGACUAUUAUCUACAAUACGCUUUUUGAGUAAUAUAUAGACAUUUGCCUAUCAAAAAUACCUAUGAAUGUAAAUCUGUAGGUAAAUGAUGAAAGGAAAAAUGUUUGAGAUUAAGAGAAACUUAUAUGUAAAUUGUGGAGCUUUAGUGCUCAUUAUUUUAUUGGCAACAUGUGUGGCCAAGCCAACGAUAGAACCAGAAGAAAAUAAAAGUGAGAUUAAUGGUGACGAAUUCAAAGAUAACAUUAUAACGGAUGACAAUACCGAAUUCCUGAAAUCCUAUGCCGCAAAGAUGUUGAGCUAUAUGAAUCUCACUGUGUCGCCAUGUGACGAUUUCUAUGAGUAUGCAUGUGGCAACUGGAAGCUGGUUAAACCGGAAAGGCAAUCACAACACAAACGUAGUAAUCUCCUGGACAUUGUAUAUACGCUGUUGGAUAAAACAGAGGAGCUGCUGUUGUCGAAUUCCACGUUGGCCAAAGAUCUGGGGUAUGCUCAUGAAUUGCGUAUUGCACAACAAUUCUACAACGCAUGUCUCAGUGCUGAGCUCUAUCCGAUGCCAGCAGCUGACCCCGCUUAUCUGGCGCUUAUCAGGUCGAUUGGCGGAUUUCCCGCUGUCGACGGCGACGCGUGGCAGGCUUCGAAUUUUAGUUGGUUCAACAUGAGCUCCCACUUGACUAACUACCGUGCGGCUGGUCUAAUCAAUGAACAUAUUUUGCCACAAUAUCCUUUUUAUCCAGACUUUGAGCUGCCAGAGCUCGGCUUUGAUUAUAUCGUCCAUAGUGACAACAUUGCCACAAACGACACCAAAGGAUAUAAGCUGAACGAGAAGCGUAUGCGAGGAUAUCUUAAAACAUAUGGACUCUCCGAUGAGCAAGUUUCCGAUGUGAUUGCCGAAGUGUUUGCCUUCUGGCGUGAAGUGCUGCAAAUAGGUGACCGCUUUGAUGAGAACCAAUACAAAUGUAAUAAGUUGUCCGCGAAGGAGAAUCUGGAUCCAUUUCCCUUAUGGGAAAGCUACUAUGAUAUUGCCUGGGGCGGUGUGAAUUUCGAAAAAAAAACCGAAGAACAUUUCUGCGAAUUCUACUACUAUGAGCUUGAUAAGGUGUGUGCCAAGCACAAGCCAGCUGUUGCCAAUUAUCUGGCCAUGAAGCUCCUUUAUACCAUGGACUUCAAAUUGAAGUCAACCAAGUUCCAGCGCGAUCAUUGUAUGCUUCAAGUACAUUUCUCGGUGCCUUACCUCUUGGACAAGCUAUACUUGUUGAAACACUUCACUGACGAAACCAAAUCAGAGAUUGCGAAUAUAAUCGUUGAGUUGCGAAAGACUUUUGUAUUGCUCUUGGAAAAUGCCAACUGGUUAGACGAGGAUACUCGCAAGGAGGCGUUACUCAAAGAAUCUACGACAGAGCCGCGCAUAGGCUCAUUUAAAAACGCCAAUCUUACUGAGAUCCUAAUACGUGAGAUGAACAAUUUAACCUUCGUUCCAGGCAGCUACGCUACGAACAACAUCAACUUAAAAAAAUUCCAUGCAAACAUGAAGCGAUAUAAUGGAUUGCACCACAAAGAGAUGUCCAACGAAACGAAACCGUUGGAACUUCUUGUGGGAAUGCAGGUGAACGCGUUCUAUUUUAAUUUGGACAAUUCGAUUAAUGUAAUGGCCGGAAUACUGCAUCCUCCAGCAUACCAUCAGGCCUGGCCCAACUCGCUAAAGUUCGGCACAAUCGGCUACUUGGUGGGUCAUGAGUUGACACACGGAUUUGACACCGUUGGUUCUCUUUUCGACAGCACCGGAGCAUCGCGCAAUUGGUGGACAAAUAAAUCCAGCGAGGUGUUCGCAGAUCGCGCCAAUUGUUACGUGAAUCAUUUCAAUAACUUUACAAUACCGGAGAUCAAUCGUAAUAUCAACGGGAACGAGACCAAGGAUGAGAACAUUGCGGAUAGUGGAGGAUUACGCGAGGCGAUGAGUGCAUAUCGAAGCCACAUGAAGCAGCUACAGUUGACCAACGAAAACCAUUUCUCGAAUGUGCUGAAAAACGAACAGAUGCCCGGCAUGGAUUUAUCACCAGAGCAGUUGUUUUACCUGGGCUUUGCCCAGCUUUGGUGUGCCGCCUACGAGGAGGAACACUAUUGGGAGGAGCUGACCAGUGAGCAUACUAUGGACAAGUACCGAGUCCUUGGCGCAGUCACUAACGACGAGGAUUUCGCAAAGUCGUUCAACUGUCCGUCUGGCAGCCCAAUGAAUCCGACUUCGACCAAAUGUCGCAUCUGGUAGCGUGACGUAAAAAGCGGUUGAUAAGCAUGGAGCGGGUUCAUUGAAUAAUUAAUACGAAUAUAUAAGUAUCCAUGUAUAUAAAUGUAUGUGUAUAAACAUUGUUGAUUAA
Molecule: messenger RNA, 2443 nt
Organism: Drosophila innubila
Lineage: Eukaryota; Metazoa; Arthropoda; Insecta; Diptera; Drosophilidae
Product: membrane metallo-endopeptidase-like 1
Exons: 2
Coding region: 157-2334 (725 amino acids)
Biological process (GO): protein processing
Cellular component (GO): plasma membrane
Molecular function (GO): metalloendopeptidase activity
Source: RefSeq, a predicted model, not a curated record